Molecule: messenger RNA, 2809 nt
Organism: Physeter macrocephalus (sperm whale)
Lineage: Eukaryota; Metazoa; Chordata; Mammalia; Artiodactyla; Physeteridae
Gene: CCDC197
Product: coiled-coil domain containing 197
Source: RefSeq, a predicted model, not a curated record
UUAUAAAUUAAACUUUAUCAUAGGUAUGUAUGUCUAGGAAAAAACAGUAUAUAUAGGGUUUGUUGCUAUCCAUCAUUUCCGGCAUCCACUGAGGGCCCUGGAGUGUAUCCUCCAUGGAUAAGGCAGAACUACUGUAUAUAUACAUUCCUUAGAAUAAAAACUUACGUCAAUAAAUGUUAGAUGUUGUUAUUAGUUUAAACUUCCUAAUAGAGACAGAGGGGAUGGUGGUUGGUUGAAAACAGUGAUUCUUAGCUGGGGACAGUUUCCCCCCAGGGCAUAUCUGACAAUUCCUGGAAACAUUUUUGGCAGCCACAACAGAGAGAGGUGGGUUUCCUACUAGAUGCUACUGCAUCUAGUGGGUAGAGGUCAGGGACGCUGCUAAACAUCCUACCGUGCACAGGACAGUUUCCCCAACACAGAAUUAAUGGUCAAAAUGUGCACGGUGAGGUGAUGCAGUGGGAAGAGGGCAUGCGAAGGGAGGAAGAGGUCUGCUAGGAGGGAGAGAGGCUCCCCAAGGAUGGCUUUGGAUUUCAGGAAUGGCUGCCGUCAGGAGGGCCAGGUGUUUGGAUUUCAAAUACCUUGUGAUUGGUAUAGGGGUGGCUCACUGAAAGGGGCUCAUAAACAGCCCUGAAGGUCACCAGCAGAGGGAAAGUCAGCCGUAGGUCAAGCAAAGCAGAAGCAAGAGCUUCAGGGAUCACCAUGGAGCUUGGGGUUCUCCAUUAAGCAGGAAAGGGGGGCACUCAGCCCUGCUAGUGCCAGGCGUCCCUGCUGGUAGCUGGUGCAUUCAGACAGACAGACAGACACACAGAACAGACACAGGCGCGCACACACACACACACACACACACACACACACACACGUGCUGUUGAUGCUUAGAUCACACACACACUACGCACACAGCUUAUCUUCUUUCAGUGAAGAAAAGAGGUGAAUUUAAUCUACCAGUUGGCAGGGCAGUUAGCAAAUGAACUAGUCUUAUAAAUAUAUUAAGUAACUGUUGAUGCCUCUUGUUUCCUAAAAAUAUAGAUCUGUCUCUCUUUCUUGGUGCAUGUGUGUGGUGAGAGGCACCUGGCACCUUGGGAAGAGCUCAGGCCUGGCCUCCAGGGUGCUGGUCUUGGCCCUUCUGGAAAGUUCCGUGUGACCCUAUGCAAGUCUUUCCCCUCUCUGGAGCCCUGAGAAAAGAAGGAAGGCACGGCCCUGAGAGCUGUUAAGAACACGGGCUCCUCCAGACUCUGAGCGCCUCUGAAACCAGAAUGAGCAGCUAUAAGUUGGGGUACCCACAUCUCUUUGCUCCCUGAGAAUAAAAAUUCUAAUUGUAAGUCAGCUGGAAUUCAAACCAAGCCUAUGUAAAUAUUUCAAAACCAGAAAUUAAAAAUGGGACAACAGUGGUUUUGGACAAGUCUCUGAAUCCUGGGAUUCAAUCUCCCAUUACACAUAAUUGCAAAGAAACUAGCUGUUGCGCAGAAUUCAGUCAAGACACGUGUUUGCACAGGUCCCUCUCUCCCACACCCAUAUGCACACACGGGCUUGUACACGCCCCAGUGAGGCUGACCCUCCAGGAGGCCCUGGGGUGAGCGGACACCGGAAUGCGGCGUCAAGCCGAGAGCUUGAAAAGCAUGAGCACUUGUGGCCACUCUCACACUGUCCUGAGGGGCGGAUGUGGCCGUCACCAUUUCACAGGUGGAUCCUGCAAUGGACACCUCAUGAGGACAGAAGCCAGCACUGUGAUGUCACAGCUCAGCUGCGGCUUUGUGCUCCUGGAGCUGUCGAUGGGAAUGUAAAGUGGCUUCUGAGGACCGUCAGGAGAAUCAGAAGAGAAAGCUGCUGCCUUGACUGUUGCUGUGGCCAUCCAUCUUCUUCCUGCCUGGCCCACGUGGCCCUCAUCCUCCAGCGUAGCCUGAGGUGGUGAGGGGCAAUGCCGGAGGCCGUGGGCACAGGCCAGGAGGCUGGCCUGAACAAUACCGGUGACAAGGACAGGGACCUGCAGGUGCUGUUCCAGGAACUCUGCCAACUCCAGGCAAAACAGAGGAAGCUGAAGAGAGGUCAUAAGGUUUGUGAAAGCUAUCUGAUCAAGGUCUUGAGAAAGUCCCCAAGAGGCUACAACCAAGGGGAGGAGCCAGAGGAAGCCCCAGUGGGGGCCAUGGUGGGGCACUGUGGGAAGUUCUUCGCAGUCAGCCAGGACGUCCAGAAGCAUCUGGAGGCCUUCUUCAAGAUGAGCCAGGCCGUCCACCAAAGCCUGGAGUCUCUAGAGGGAGGCCACAGGGCUCUUAUCCCGAGCCUCAAGAUCCGGCUGUGCCAGCUGCAGAAGAAGUGUCACCGCAAGCAGGAGCAGUGGUGGCAGUUGGAACAUGGUGUCACCUGCCAGAAAGACACAGGCAGCUGGGAUGUGAGAAGUAAGGUUGCUGAUCACAACCCUGAAGGCCUGAAGUCCACAACUCUGGAGCUUCCCAAAAGCCGGCUGCUAAACUGCAUGCAGAUGGCCAUCAACAGCACGGCCCAGCAGUGCUGCGCCCCUGCCCACGGCGUGCCCAAGGGCACGGGUCUCUUCUCCAAGCUCGACCUCAGCCGGGAAUUUAUGUUGGACAAAAUGGAGACUGUGAGAUUCAUCUCACUGCUCAGGGGACCCAGAGUGUGCUGGACAGCAGACAACCCCAAGGACUGGGGCCUCAGAAGGUACCCCAGACCGUUCAGGAAACAUUCAAAGAGUCAAGAUUCGAUCCCCAGGACCCCCUUUCCUAGCACCCAGACUUCAGAGUGCUCCAGCCUGUGCUGACACAGCCCAGGGCCACCAGCCCUGCCAGCAUCACGA